UUGCCCAAAUUUUCUCCUCAUAUAGGAUGUCAGACGGUCAAUGACAUUGAAGACCGUAUUAAGACAAUGUUAUCAAAGAGUCAGUCCCAGAUGUUUUGUAGUAAAAGUAUAUUUGGUUUCUUCACGAAGAAGAAAGAUUGUGUCGUCCAAGCCCUGUUAGGGAGAUGCAUUAUGUCACUUGAAACUAGGGAAAGUUCUACAAGUGCCAUAGUCAUUCGAGCAAAGGGCACAAUUCUUCAUAGAGAGUUUGCUUUGGUGACUGGUUUGAAUUGUGCUACAAAUAAGGAUGAAUUUGUGUUUGACAAAGAGCGUCCAAAUAGAAUUAUUGAUCAAUAUUUUGAUGGUGAGAGUUUUGUACAGAAAAAAGAUAUAUUUGCGGCUGUUUCUGACAAAAUUUGGGGGAAUGCUAACGAUGAAGAUGCGUUAAAGUUUGCUAAUUUGUAUUUUAUUCAUGCAUUCUUACUAUCGUCAGUUGAUACCGUAGUUAUUCCAUGCCUCCACUUUGAUUUGGUUGAGAGUGGUCGCUACAGUAAUUAUCCGUGGGGAUCGGUUGCAUUUGAAGAAUUAGCUAGAAGCUUGCAUAAAAAGUUGAAGCCGAAAGGAAAGUUCUAUAUGCUUCUUGAAAUGCCACUGGCCAUUCAAAGUUGGUUGUACGAGUGUUGUUCAAACGUGCCUCGUAAUGUUGCUUCCAAGGUGCAUUCUCAAAUCCCACGUAUUUUGAAUUGGAAGACAAAUUCUCCUCGUCCAAGAUAUGAAACUCUUAUAGGAAGUAUGUUUGAUGAUACAGAUGACAAGGUUGUUUUUGAGAAUAUCGAACCAACAAGAAAGAAGAUUUCAGUUUUUCAUAUACCGAAGAAGCUUGUUUCUGGAUCUGCCAGUCAUAAUAAAGAUGACACUGAUUCGGAUGAUAAUUUUCAGGAUCCUCCACAAAGAUAAAAUCAAUUUACCACAAAGAAAAAACAUCAUGGCGAUUCAUCAGCUUCACCUGUAAAGAAAAAUUGAAGCCACAUCCUAAAGGUGUAGAUGAGCAGGCAUCAAAACGGACCCCUCCACCUCGUGCUACAAAGAUGCCUUUUGUCAGGACUCUAAUUCACAAGCCAAUUCAAACAAAAGCUACGCUACGUGGAAAUAGGAAAGACAUAAAUCAGCCUGUCAGUAAAAAAUCUAUUCCGGUUCAGUCACCUGAUCCGUCUUUGUUCAGUUCUGAAGAUGAAGACGGUGUUGUCUCGAAGGAAGUCUUUGAUAAGUUUUGUGAAAAGGUAUGGCAAGAGUUUAAUGAUGUCUGUGGCCUAGUGUCUUCCAGGUUUGAUCGGAUGAUGAAUGCAAUUAAUGAAAAUAAGAAACAAGCAAAGGCAACGAAUCUGAUCAGCCACCAGCGGAUGAAAAUGUUAAGAGUACAUCACUCCAUCAAGCGACUACAAAGUUUGUUCACGAGUUUAAUAAGAAUCCUGAAGGCACAUUGGUUGCCGAAGAGAUGGCAGGAUAUCAAAGCAAUAAUAUGAAUGAUGUGUAUAAUGAGAUUGAUGGGUAUAAUGAGGAUAAUGACAUUGUUCUGGUAGAGCAUUUUUUUCUUUUUUUGGUUAGGUAUAGUUAUAUUGAUGAAUAAUACUUAUUUUAUUUUUUUAUUAUUUCAUUUUUGAAAGGAAAAAACUGAUAUAGAUGUGCAUGAAGCAAGAGAUGUAUGUGUUGCUCCGGUAUGCUGAAUACAUAUAGGUUAGUUUUUUAGUUCUUCAAAAAUAUUAUUUUAUUUAAUUUGUAUGAACAUGUGUAGAACACAAAAUCAGUUGACAAAAGAAUUGGUGACACACAAAUAUCAGAAUUUCAGUUCAAAUUUUCAGAUGACAUCCUUAGAAGCAUUGAUCUUAACUCCAUAACAAAAGCCAAUGUCGAAGUUGAAGAUGAGUUGAAGGUAUCUAGAAUACGUGCAUUGAUUGCUAUUUUUAAUUUGUUGGAAAAUGCAAUCUUACUAGAUCUUUAUAAAAUUUAUACAAAACAAAGAAGGUGCGAUCGAGAUGAAUGUAAAUACACCAGAGGAACAUAAGUCAGAGGUUAAUGAUGUGGAUAAAUCAAAGUUAGA
Molecule: messenger RNA, 2077 nt
Organism: Capsicum annuum
Lineage: Eukaryota; Viridiplantae; Streptophyta; Magnoliopsida; Solanales; Solanaceae
Exons: 5
Coding region: 67-936 (289 amino acids)
Source: RefSeq, a predicted model, not a curated record